AUGGAUAAAAAAUAUUUUUUGAGUGUAAAAGAUGUUAUUCAAUAAGAUCCUGCCGAUGAGAAAUUAAUGAAAUAUUUUAAUUUACACGAGAAUAAUAUAAAAAAAGACUUUAGAAAAAUGAUAAAUACUAUCAAGGAAUAUUUAGAUGAUAUUGGUGAUAUAUGUGAUAUUAAAAGAGGAAAAAAUGACUAUGAGUUUUUAUAGAAUAUAAGGAUUAUAUUCUUCCAAAAGUAAUAUUGGAUCACCUAUAAAAACUGA
Molecule: messenger RNA, 258 nt
Organism: Ichthyophthirius multifiliis
Lineage: Eukaryota; Ciliophora; Oligohymenophorea; Hymenostomatida
Product: protein kinase domain protein
Exons: 3
Source: RefSeq, a predicted model, not a curated record